CCCGGAUCUUACAAGCCCCCUCGCCGCCGCCGCCUCCUGCUCCAGCUCCGCGGCGCUCCGGAGUGCACGGCCGAUCCCCUCCCCGGGGCUGCACCGAAGACGCGCGCGGGGAAACUCCGGCUGGCGAGGCGAGGCGAGGCGGAGGGAAGGGGAGGGGGGCACGACGCCAGCUUCCUGCUUGCAAAGGAGCGGGGAGGAGAAGGAGGGACCGGGCCGGGGGGAGCUGCUGCGCGCAAAGAGCCCGAGCGAGCGAGCGAGAGGGAGGCCGGGAAGCCGCCGGAGCAGAAGCCGCCCCGAGGGCUCCUCCCCAGCGUUUUGCCCAGAAUGUUUGACGUUCACCAACGCUGAGGAGCCGCGAUGGGGUCUGCCUCCUAGCUCCAGGUAACACCCCCCCUCCCGAAUCCUGAACCCACAUCUGUCGUGGCGGCCGCGGAGAGUCGCCUCUGGGGGCGGAGCCCACCUCGGUCUCUCCUUCUUGGUCCUGGAUGGAAUUGCGGUGAAUGGAACAGAAGCCCAGCACGGUGGAGUGCCUGUCGGAGCCAGAGGACACCCGGUGGCCGGAUGGGAAACGUAAAAGAAAAAGCAGCCAAUGUUCGGUGAAAAGCAGUAUGUCAGGGUACAUCCCUAGCUACUUGGACAAAGAUGAACAGUGCGUUGUAUGUGGAGACAAAGCCACGGGGUACCACUACCGAUGUAUCACCUGCGAAGGCUGCAAGGGCUUUUUCCGACGGACCAUCCAGAAGAACCUGCACCCGACCUACUCCUGCAAGUACGAUGGCUCCUGCGUCAUUGACAAGAUCACCCGCAACCAGUGCCAGCUUUGCCGAUUCAAGAAGUGCAUUGCCGUUGGCAUGGCCAUGGACUUGGUGCUGGAUGACUCCAAGAGGGUAGCCAAGCGGAAACUGAUCGAAGAGAACCGGGAAAGGCGGCGCAAAGAGGAGAUGCUGAAAUCCCUUCAGCAUCGGCCGGAGCCGACAGCGGAGGAGUGGGAGCUGAUCCACAUCGCCACGGAGGCACACCGCAGUACCAAUGCCCAAGGCAGCCACUGGAAACAGAAGCGGAAAUUUCUGCCUGAAGACAUCGGUCAGUCACCCAUGGCCUCCAUGCCCGAUGGGGACAAAGUGGACUUGGAGGCGUUCAGUGAGUUUACGAAGAUCAUCACCCCCGCCAUCACCCGCGUGGUGGACUUUGCCAAAAAACUGCCCAUGUUUUCAGAGCUGCCUUGUGAGGACCAGAUCAUCCUGUUGAAGGGCUGCUGCAUGGAGAUCAUGUCGCUGCGGGCAGCUGUGCGCUACGACCCUGAAAGCGAGACGCUGACGUUGAGUGGCGAGAUGGCCGUCAAGCGGGAACAGCUGAAGAACGGCGGUCUGGGCGUGGUGUCGGAUGCCAUCUUUGAUUUGGGCAAGUCCCUCUCUGCCUUCAACCUGGACGACACAGAAGUAGCACUGCUCCAGGCUGUGCUACUCAUGUCCUCAGACCGCAGCGGGCUGAUCUGCGUCGACAAGAUCGAGAAAUGCCAAGAGACCUACCUGUUGGCGUUCGAACACUACAUCAACUAUCGCAAACACAACAUUCCCCACUUCUGGCCCAAGCUCCUCAUGAAGGUGACCGACCUGCGCAUGAUCGGGGCUUGCCACGCCAGCCGCUUCCUGCACAUGAAGGUGGAAUGCCCCACAGAGCUCUUUCCCCCACUCUUUCUCGAGGUCUUCGAGGAUCAGGAAGUCUAG
Molecule: messenger RNA, 1727 nt
Organism: Gekko japonicus
Lineage: Eukaryota; Metazoa; Chordata; Lepidosauria; Squamata; Gekkonidae
Gene: THRA
Product: thyroid hormone receptor, alpha
Exons: 9
Coding region: 501-1727 (408 amino acids)
Biological process (GO): thyroid hormone receptor signaling pathway; cell differentiation; retinoic acid receptor signaling pathway
Molecular function (GO): nuclear receptor activity; zinc ion binding; RNA polymerase II cis-regulatory region sequence-specific DNA binding
Source: RefSeq, a predicted model, not a curated record